GUAUCAUCAUAAUAAGGCUAUUUAUGCAUAGUUUCGUAACAUUAUGUAAUGGAGAAAGAAAACAAAUUCCUCUUGCAACAACAGACCGGCACAAAAAAACACUACGGGGAAUGAAUUGUAUGGCCGGAAUCUGUGUGCUGCGCUGUUUUUUUUUCUCUGCCUCGUGAGGAUAUUUGUGUAUUUACGGUUUCCUGGAGGAAACUGUGGGCUCAGUGUAUGCUCUGUGCGCGUGUCAGACGGCGAGAGAGAACGAGCGAGCAAACAUGUGAGUAAGUCUGUGAGUAUGCAACGUGUUGAGCAGCUGAACUCUGUCUUGAACCCUCGGGCCCCGAGAAGAGGACAACUCUCGCCAGUUCUGAGACAAAAAGAGAGACAACCUUCAUUUUUUCUCCCCUCGUUGUCGCACCGUUUGUUUGUUCGUUUGAUUUUGAUCUUUCCUUCCUUUUGUUCUGGAUGCUUGCCUCACAGGAUGUCAUGUUUCAGGAUCCCUCAGGGUUUUGGACCUUUUCUGAAAAGUUUGGACGCAACACUUGUAUUCAGCUUUUGAAUAGAAGUGUUUCCCCGCUGUUUUUUUCCUCCCCUCUCGUGGUAUUUCCUGCUUUUAUGUGUUGCUCUGGUCCUGUCCUUGUGUCAGGAUGAGUGUGCUCCGCUGGCACCGGUUGUCUGCACUCUGGAAGAAUUGGAUGUUCAACCAGGAGCCAGCAGAAGAGCAAGGCCAGAUCUCAGAAGCUCCAGGACAUGAAGCAGAGCCAGGGAAAAAGGAAGGGAACACAUCCAAGGAUCACAACUCAGACUUAAUGGAGCUUAAGACCCAGAAUUUGGAUUAUGAGAACCAGAAAUCAGAAGUAGAGAGCCAGAACUUGGAAUUUACAAAUCUGAACUCGGGUCCUAAGAUCCAAAAGUCCGAACUUCUUAAACGCAGCUGUGAGGACCGGUCUUCCAGCUGUCCCCACGCACCUGAAGGUUGUGGCUGUGAAUCCCGUAGAAGCUGCUAUUCUGAGGAGGGUGUUGACUGUUUAUUGCAGGUGGAUAACGGCAGCGAGGGGGACGACGGUUUUCUACAGAGAGAGGGAUCCCAGCGGAGGUCCAGGCGGCGCUUCAGGAGGGUCAACCCCAGGGGAGAGCGGGAACUCAUCACAGACGGCCAAGAACCCGCCGGCUACAACACGGAUUAUGUCAACAACCAGCUUCCUGCUGACCUCAAUAAGAUGCACCUAACAGACCACGCCCACCAGCAGGUGAUGCACAUGCCUCCCAGCCAGUCAGGAUGCAGCAUCGCCAGCGACUCGGGGAGCAGCAGCCUGUCAGAUAUUUAUCAGGCCACAGAGAGUGAGCUUGGAGAUGUGGACCUGUCUGGACUUCCAGAGGCUGCUGUGGAUAGUGAGGAAGAGGAGGAGGAAGACGAAGACCUGGAGAGAGCUUCGGACACUCUUCUGGGGCGAGAUCUAGUCCGAGAGUGUCUGGAAAAAGACCCAGCCGACCGCAACGAUGACGACAUUGAGCAACUACUGGAGUUUAUGCACCAGCUGCCUGCCUUCGCCAACAUGACCAUGUCUGUGCGGAGGGACUUGUGCAGCGUCAUGGUGUUCGAGGUGGUGGAGCAGGCCGGCACAGUCAUACUGCAUGACAAACAAGAGCUGGACCUCUGGUAUGUUAUCCUGAAUGGGGCGGUUGAGAUCAGCCACCCGGAGGGAAGAGUGGAGACUCUUUGCAUGGGCAACAGCUUCGGGAUCUCGCCCUCUCUGGACAAGCAGUACAUGAACGGAGAAGUUCGCACCAAGGGGGACGACUGUCAGUUCGUCUGCAUCGCUCAGGAGGACUACUGGCGCAUCCUCAACCAUGUGGAGAAGAACACGCACAAGGUGGAGGAGGAGGGGGAGAUUGUGAUGGUGAAGGAACACCGCGAGCUUGACCGCAGCGGGACCAGGAAAGGACACAUUGUCAUCAAGGGAACCCCGGAGCGUCUGAUCAUGCACCUGGUGGAGGAACCGUCAGUAGUGGACCCCACCUACAUCGAAGACUUCCUGCUGACCUACAGGACCUUCCUGUCAAGUCCCAUGGAGGUUGGCAAGAAACUGUUGGAGUGGUUCCAAGUGGACAGCCUCCGGGAUACGGUAACAAGAAUAGUGCUGCUGUGGGUCAACAACCACUUCAAUGACUUUGAGGGUGACCCAGCUAUGACACGCUUUCUCGAGGAGUUUGAGAAACAUCUAGAAGUAACAAAAAUGAAGGGCCAUUUGCGGCUGCUGAACAUAGCGUGUGCUGCCAAGGCCAAGUGGAGACAGAUCACUCUGCAGAAGGCGUCCAGGGAGUCACCGCUCUACUUCAGCGUGCAGGGCGGCAGCGAGAGGGGAUUCGGGAUCUUUGUGGAGUCGGUGGAGGAAGGGAGCAAGGCGGCAGAGGCCGGACUCAAGCGGGGAGAUCAGAUCAUGGAGAUCAAUGGUCAGAACUUUGAGAACAUCUCCUUCUCCAAAGCUGUUGAUAUCUUGAGAAACAACACACACCUCUCUCUCACAGUCAAAACCAACAUAUUUGUCUUCAAAGAGCUCCUGAGCAGGAUUGUGCACGAGAAGAAGAAUGGGGGUCCUCACAUUCCCAAGAUCCAGGAGAAAAAAGGCAAUCGCUUCUCCAUCCCUGACCUCCCUGGAGACAUGGAGUUCCCUACAGACCACAAGAGUACCAGGAAAAUGAAGGCCAAUACUGUGUCAGGUGGACGCAACAAGAUCAGGAAGAUGCUGGAGAAGACGCGCUUCAGCAUACUGCCACCCAAACCAUUCAGUGAUGGCGGUAUGGGUCAGUCCCAGGACGACAGCAUCGUGGGUACCAAGCAGUGUCGUCACAGCGUAGCCAUCAUGCCCAUCCCAGGCAACCUUUCGUCCAGCAGCCCCGACCUGCUGCAGCCGGCCACCAGCGUCCUCGACUUCUCCAAUCCUGCAGACAUCCCAGACCAGGUGAUUCGGGUUUUCAAGGCCGACCAGCAGAGCUGCUACAUCAUCAUCAGUAAGGACACUACUGCCAAGGAUGUGGUCAACCACACCGUCAAUGAGUUCGGCCUCCUCGCAGCACCUGAGACCUACUCCCUGUGUGAGGUGUCGGUUAGCCCCGAGGGAGUCAUAAAACAGCGCCGCCUGCCCGACCAGCUUUCCAAACUGGCUGAUCGGAUUCAGCUCAAUGGCAGGUACUACCUGAAGAACAACAUGGAGACGGAGACAUUGUGUUCAGACGAGGAUGCCCAGGACCUCCUCAGGGAGAGUCAGAUCUCUCUGCUGCAGCUCAGCACCAUGGAGGUCGCUGCCCAGCUCUCCAUGAGGGACUUUGAGCUCUUUAGGAACAUUGAGUCCACAGAGUACGUGGACGACUUGUUUAAACUGGACUCCUCAGUGGGAAGUGGCAAUCUGAAACAAUUUGAGGAGGUCAUAAACCAGGAGACAUUCUGGGUCGCCACAGAGAUCCUGAAGGAGCCCAACGCCCUGAAGAGGAUGAAGACCAUCAAACACUUCAUCAAGAUCGCCCUGCACUGCAGAGAGUGCAAGAAUUUUAACUCCAUGUUCGCUAUUAUCAGCGGCCUGAACUUGGCACCGGUGGCUCGGCUGCGGAGCUCGUGGGAGAAGUUGCCCAGCAAGUACGAGAAGCUGUUCGGGGACCUGCAGGACGUCUUUGACCCUUCCAGGAACAUGGCCAAGUACCGCAACACCCUGAGCAGCCAGAGCAUGCAGCCGCCCAUCAUCCCACUGUUCCCAGUGGUUAAGAAGGACCUCACCUUUUUACAUGAAGGCAAUGACUCCAGCGUAGACGGUCUUGUGAACUUCGAGAAGCUGAGGAUGAUCGCAAAGGAGAUCAGACAUGUGGUGCGGAUGACCUCUGCCAACAUGGACCCUGCUCUCAUGUUCAGACAGAGGAAGAAGAGGUGGAAGAGUUUAGGGUCUUUGAGUCAGGGCAGCACCAAUUCCAACAUGCUGGACGUGCAGGGCGGCGCCCACAAGAAGCGAGUACGUCGCAGCUCGCUUCUCAACGCCAAGAAGCUGUACGAGGACGCUCAGAUGGCCAGGAAGGUGAAGCAGUACCUGUCCAACCUGACAGUGGAGACGGACGAGGAGAAACACCAAAUCAUGUCCCUGCAAUGUGAGCCGGCCUACAGCACCCUGUCAAAGAACUUGAGUGAGAGACGAUCCACCAAGUCGGACAUGUCUCCAGUGUCUCUGCGGUCGGCACUGCCCUCGGGAAAAACACAGAACAGGGUGUCACAAGUCCUUCAGGUCCAGGUCCCACUGAACCCCCUGCGAAAGAAGAGUACUGCCAAGGACAUAGGCACACCAAACUCCAAUUCUCCUCAGGUGGUGAAGAAACCUCCAGUGAACUCAUCAGAGGAGUGGAGCACCAAGAGGCCGUCUGACGACACCGUCUCCACCAUCUCCUCCCUUCACUCCAGCCCCACGGUGUCACCACAGGGUUCUCCACGCAAAGUGGGAGGCGUGGCCAAGUCCCAGAACUCCAGCCAGAUGAACCUGUCGGGAUCUUCGUCGUCACUGACCAGCGAUGCCAGCACAAAGGCCGGCACUGUCAGCCUGCGCAGCUACGGCAUAGGUUACGCCCUCCUACCAGCCGGUAAAGCAGACAACCUGUCGGACUCCAGUCACAGCGAGAUAUCCUCCCGCUCCAGUAUCUGUUCAGUUGACUCAGUGCCAGCUCCCGGGCUUGAUGACCGGUGUAGUAACAGCAACAGGAUCUGUACCACUACUGCUGCCAUUACUUCUACAACUACUACAACAGUGGCUGCUGCAGUUGUUGAGAGCACAGCAGCAACACAUGCACUCUUAAAUGCUGAUUACAACCAGCCCAGCACAAGUUCCUCAUCGACUGCGCGAGGAUAUGUAACGCGAGCCUCCACCUUCACCUCCUCCACCUCCACGGAGGAGCUGACCCCAGACCACACCUCCCUGGACUCGGUGGCCGACAGCGGCCGGGGCAGCUGGACGUCCUGCUCCUCUAACUCCCACGACUCCUUCCAGAGCCUCCCGCCCUCCUCGUGUCGGCCCUGGGACCAUGGCAUCCAUGGGCACCCGCUUUCCCUCCCGCACACACACCUGGGCGGUUUCAAGCACACACAGCUGGCCGGGCCGAUAGCGGAGGUCGAGGCCGUGGGUCACACGUGGGCAAAUGACGGCGCCACCAAGCAGCACUCCAGAGACUCCAGCUCGGAUCUGUCCAAUCAGUCGCGGCAGAGCUGGGCGUCGUCUAGCUCGCUGUCGGACACCUACGAGGGGAAUUACGGGACGAUAAAGCGCCGAAACACCUCGGAGCACCCCUCCUCGCCAACCAACGAGGAAGGAGGCCAAAGCACAGACCCCGCCUACAAAACGGUGACAUCAAGCACAGAGAAAGGCCUGAUAGUGUAUUGUGUCACCUCCCCCGCCAAGGAUGAGCGUUACCGAGCUCCCCCUCCCACCCCUCCAGGCUACCAGGGUCUGGCUCUGGGGGAUCUCGGCCUCACAGACGGAGUAGUUGGUGGGCCUGGAGGUCUCCUCCCCAGGCCUCCUCACCUCAAACCUCCAGACUACAGCGUGGCCCUGCAGAGAAGCAAACUCCUGCAGAGCCCCGGAGCAGCCAGCAGUUUGGCUGAGGCGCGGAGGCUGGCUGGCAACCAUCACCUCCACCACCAAGAGGCCCGGACAACUGGCUCCACGCAGGGCUACUCCAGACCACCCAGCAUCUGCCUCCCACCACAGGAGCUGGCUGACAGUGAGGAUGAUGAACAGGUGUCGGCGGUGUAAAGACAGCGACGUCGCACUCUCAUGUUCUCACACACGUACCAGGUUGUGUUGAUCAGGCUUUGGACUAAGCUAGCAGCCUGCCGUCACCACGUGUCAGAGCACAUUUUCUAAGUCCUGCCCCCACAGCCCUGUGUGACACCACCACGGACCAUAACGCACCUCUGGACCAGACCAGAUGGUCACAUAACCCCUCCCCACCUCCCUGGUCUCGUUUUAAACCCAUUUCACAAAACAAAGAAGAAAAGGCAAUAUUUUAGAUACUUUUUAGAAACUCUUGAACAAAGCAGAAAAAGGUGGCGUGAUGGGAGUCUCAUCACGCUAGAUGGUCGUCACAAAAAUGAACAAAUAAAAGAAGGAACGAGUGACAAUAACCAUGCCUCAUGAGAAGAAGUCAGCCUUCGUGGAAACAGACCACCACGUACCUCCAUUUUACGCUCUGUGCUCUCUUGUAUAAAGUUGUUUCCAUUGUUUUUCACAGUUUUAACUUGUUGUACAGCGAUUUUUCUUUUUUGUAAAAAGCUUUUUUCUUGCUCUUCUUUUUAUUUGCAUCUCUGAGCUUUUGCAAAGUUUUUAUUUGAGAAUAGUGAGGAGGAGCAGACAAAGGGAUAGAAAGUUGUAGUCAGCAGUUCAAGUAUUAUGAGGAACAUUUAGCUUGUGGGGAAUUUUUUUCUUGCUUUCUUCUGCUAUUGUUCACAGUUUGCUUUCAGCUCAAAAGAAGAUGAAUGUAGAUUAAUACAAGACAAGUGAAAACUGAUUUUAGAUUUAUGGGCCUCUAUCAAACCUUGGCACUGAUGAUGUAAAUAUACAUGAAUAACAUCAGUUCCAGUGCACAAAAAAACUGCUAUAAUAAACCCAGCUUUAUCAUCCAAAUACUUACACUUGACUGUAUUUGGGGUCAUGAAAGCCCUCAGGAGCCACAAAUAGCCCCUUGACAUAUUUUCCACUUCCUUCUCGAGAGGUAAAAAAAAAACAGAUAAAUUACUCCUGAACUAACAGAGAGCACGUCUGUUUGUGUAUUUAUCACUUAAUGUACUUUGUUGAGCUUUAUAGGGAAAAAAAGAGACAAGCAGUAUCUCUCAGGCAGUUUUGUGUCCUCGUGUCGUGCUCUCCACCACCCAGCCCACCUCUCUUAUUGCUCGUUCAGUCUGACGCGAGGUACUUUUGCGGCAUGCUGCCUCCUGGAUGUUCUAUAAAAUCUGUAUUGUAACUUGUUUUUAAUGAGCUGAAGAACAAAUGCCUCGCCGCUUCCUGUAGAGUAAAGCGCGUGUCGUUAUUUUAUUGCAGCAGCUAUAAUAAAACGAUAAAUUAGCACCGAGUGGCCACACAACGUGCAUGCAUAUACACUCACUCACACCAAGAUCUUAGCUGGUGUGCAUAAAGACAAAGGACAGUGUUUACACCAUUGCUUACACAUUUUGUUUACAGUGUUUAUUAGACUAGUUGUCUAUUGAAUUACAAGCUGAAAUGUUGAAAGUAUAACCCUCCAGGUUCAUUUGACCUUGUAAAUUUGUUUAUAAAGCAGCAGGAAUAUGCAGAUGCAGCAUAAACUUUUGAGUAUGUGCUCACAGUGUACCUCUCGUUUUUUUUCCUAUUAUUUAAAAGAACAAGCAACAAAACAAAUCAACAGAUAAUGUAUUUUAAUGCCCAGCUUGCAUCUUCAUUCCAUGUUCAUAGUACAUUUUGUAGAAUAUUUAAAGGGUGUGCUUGAAAAUUGUUUAUUUGUGUUGAAAACAAAAACAAAUUUGUACAUUCUGAGUAAUGCUUUGGAAAAGGAAAGUGGUUCUUAUUUGUGUUUAUCUGCAGUGCAGCAGGGGUGUAACUGGAAUUAGAUGUUCUUUUCCUUCUGCUGUCUCGUCUCACGCUCUGUGAUGCUUCUUUUUGUAUUUGUUUUGCCACACGAAGACUUGAAAUGAUCAUUGCUAAUAUAUACUUGGCAUAUAUAUAUAUAUAUAUGAAUUUAUACAUAUAUAUUUUUGUUGUUUCUUUGCCAUAAAUUAAUGUUAACUGGUCAUGUAUAGAUGAGAGAAGAGAGUCCUCUAUAAAUGCUAUUUUUGAAUAUUUUGUUAUAACAAAUAAUCCAAGGCUGUGAUUGCCCUGUUUCUGUCUGCGGGCAGGAGUCUUUUCUGUUAGUUCUUACCUAUGUUCCUGACUUGUUUUCUCCCCUCACACUCUGUUGCUGGUGCCAUUUCCGAUCUGUCUAUACGUGAAAUUGCUGCUGCGUUUUGGGAUAUGGCAGUGCGUGCGUGUGAGAGAGAGUGUGUGUGUGUGUGUGUGUGUGUGUGUGUGCGUGUGCGUGUGCGUGCGUGUUGUGAAAUUACAUUUGCGAGGCUGGGAUCAACAUAGAAAAAAAAAACAUUUUGAUUCAGUCUGGGCGCAUAGCACAUAAGGAAAGGCUCAGAAGUCAUUUUCAAUGAAAGCCCUUCUUAUUUUGCAGCUUUGAUUGCUCUCGCCUGCAGAAAGGUUGGGCCCCCCGUGGGUCUCUUGCUGUCGGUUUUCAUGCCACAACGCGAGUUCAUUCAAACUCUGAUUGGAUGAUUGAAAACAGGUCUUUUGAUGCUAUUAUAUCCCUGUCUGUUUGAAUUGAGCAGCCACAAUGCCAUGUCUCUCUCUCUUUCCCUGUCUCCUCCUCAGCCCUGUCACCUCAGCAUGACUGUAAACUUUCAUUUUUCCUCCUCACUGUACUCAUGGGAUGGAAUUCACUCCAUUGCUUGUGGGAUUUUAUGAAUCAUGAGUGUCCACUGUGACCUUCAUCCUAGUUACAUUUUCCUUUUUUUUUUUUUUUAAACAAUCUUGAUAGUAGACACUUUUAAACAGACUGAGUCAGAAACUGACACUUCCUCUUUUUUGCACAGCUGUAUUACUCAGAUUCUAUACCACAAAUCAGUAUUAAUGUUCUGCAUAGAUUUAAAAGAAAACAGUGGCAUGUGCUACUUCUUUUCUUUGGCUCAUUCAUGAAUGGCAAAAUCAGAAAUCAGAGCUUUGAAAUGUUGGAUUUAGAGCAAAACACCAGGCAACCAUUUGCUUUAUUCCUUAUGUGUCUAUUAGCACUCCAAAUGCUCCAUUUUUUUUGUUUGCUUUUUGUAUUUUUGUUUUUGUUUAUCUUUUUUCUUUCAGGGCAAAAGUUCAUUCAGUAGUAAUUCCCUUUCUCCCCACCCCAGUUGGUAUGUUUUCAUGUAGGCUCCUGGCACUGUGAACACAACACAUCAGUGUUUUUAAUUGAUAUAAACAGGAGAUCCUCUCCUCACUGGUUGAUGAAAAUGUCCCUUCUGUCUGACUGUAACUUUCGUCUCCCCCCACCCCACCCUAGUGUCCUGCCAUGUUACCUGGAAUGCAAUAAGAGAGAUGUGAAUGUGUUUUAUGUAGACAUCUUUUGGCAUUACAGCAGAAAUGCACAACAAUAAGCUUAAAUGUGGUGAGUGUGCUGCACAAUCUGUACAAAGAGGUAUUAACUUGGUCUGUGGCUUAAAGUUUGCUUUUGUCUCACACUUCUCAUAGCGGUUGUAACUUAUGUCUUUUAGAAAGACAACAUGAUUUUGCUCGUACGCUUUUUAUGUAUUUUUUACGAGUGAUUGUAAAUAGUUGUUAUAUUUUUGUUUAAGAGAAUGUUGAAAAAGGAAAAAAUACCUUUUAUUUCUCCAAGUCUACUGAUAUGAAUUUGGACAAUGAAUAAAAUAAUAAACAGAAA
Molecule: messenger RNA, 9456 nt
Organism: Lates calcarifer (barramundi perch)
Lineage: Eukaryota; Metazoa; Chordata; Actinopteri; Centropomidae
Gene: rapgef6
Product: Rap guanine nucleotide exchange factor (GEF) 6
Exons: 27
Coding region: 636-5771 (1711 amino acids)
Biological process (GO): Ras protein signal transduction; positive regulation of GTPase activity; positive regulation of ERK1 and ERK2 cascade
Cellular component (GO): apical plasma membrane; plasma membrane; endocytic vesicle
Molecular function (GO): guanyl-nucleotide exchange factor activity; protein binding
Source: RefSeq, a predicted model, not a curated record